AAUAUACCAUAAUAUACCCAUAACAACAAGUUUUUCCUGUGCAAGAGAAGUGUAAAGUAUAAUUUAAUAAAAUGCCGGUUGAUUGGUUUGGUUAUGCAUAUGCUGCCACGGUUGCAGCGGGCGGCAUCAUGGGCUAUGCCAAGGCAGCCUCGAUUCCUUCGCUUGGAGCUGGCCUUGCAUUUGGAGCUCUUCUUGGCUAUGGAGCCCACCUCAAUUCCCAGGAUCAACCACGUCCCUUGCUCCAGUUGGGCACGUCUCUGUUCUUGGCCGGGCUAAUGGGUGCCCGCUGGAAUCGAUCUGGAAAACUAAUGCCUGCCGGCUUUGUCUGUAUGAUCUCCGUGGUUGCUCUAGUGCGGAACCUGGUAUCUUACAACCGCUACUUGCCGCUGCCGACAAGCUCUAAGGGCGCUUAGAGCCAACUAAGCUUGUUAUUCUCAGUAGCUGGACUUGCCCGGAGAUUUUCCAUAUAAUUUUUCCAAUUUGUAUGCAUUAAUUCUUGCGAUAUUUGAUUAAAAAGUUUUUUGGUGCUUGGACCUAUGAUACUUA
Drosophila obscura is the source of this 546-nucleotide messenger RNA. RefSeq names its product transmembrane protein 14 homolog. Gene Ontology annotation, cellular component: mitochondrial membrane. The record is from RefSeq and is a predicted model, not a curated record. The coding region runs from base 72 to 413 and encodes 113 amino acids. Gene Ontology annotation, biological process: regulation of heme biosynthetic process. NCBI's taxonomy places the organism in Eukaryota, Metazoa, Arthropoda, Insecta, Diptera, Drosophilidae. The transcript has 2 exons.